Messenger RNA from Chanos chanos (milkfish), 549 nucleotides. RefSeq names its product crystallin, gamma N2 (gene crygn2). The transcript is spliced from 4 exons. Gene Ontology annotation, biological process: lens development in camera-type eye; visual perception. The record is from RefSeq and is a predicted model, not a curated record. NCBI's taxonomy places the organism in Eukaryota, Metazoa, Chordata, Actinopteri, Gonorynchiformes, Chanidae. The coding region runs from base 1 to 549 and encodes 182 amino acids. Gene Ontology annotation, molecular function: structural constituent of eye lens.
AUGUCGCAGUACUCUGGAAAGAUAGUGUUUUACGAGGGUAAGUGCUUCACCGGUCGGAAGCUGGAGGUAUAUGGCGACUGCGAUAACUUCCAGGACCGCGGUUUCAUGAACCGCGUGAACUCCAUCCGUGUGGAGAGCGGCGCAUGGAUCUGCUACGACCAUCCUGACUUCAAGGGCCAACAGUACAUGCUGGAGCGCGGCGAGUACCCCGAAUUCCAGCGCUGGAACUCCCACAAUGACCACAUGGGCUCCUGCAAGCCAAUCAGGAUGCAUGGUGAGCACUACAGGAUUGAACUAUUCGAGGGCUGUAACUACAGCGGCCAGUGCAUGGAGUUCUGCGACGACUGCCCUUUCCUACAGAGCCGCGGCUUUAGCAAAUGCGUCAACUCCGUCAGGGUCUUCGGCGACGGAGCCUGGGUCAUGUAUGAGGAGCCAAACUUCCGUGGGCGUAUGUACAUCGUGGAGAGAGGAAACUACUGUGGCCACAACGAGUGGCAGGCCCAGAAUCCCAACAUCCAAUCCAUCCGCAGGGUUGUCAACUACUUCUAA